Molecule: messenger RNA, 1227 nt
Organism: Impatiens glandulifera
Lineage: Eukaryota; Viridiplantae; Streptophyta; Magnoliopsida; Ericales; Balsaminaceae
Exons: 2
Coding region: 1-1227 (408 amino acids)
Molecular function (GO): zinc ion binding; nucleic acid binding
Source: RefSeq, a predicted model, not a curated record
AUGCGGAAAAUGAUCCAGGCAAAUGGAACUUAUCCGAACCAUACUAACAAUAACCAUGAAGGAGGUAGCCAACAACCAGCAUACAAGCACUUUAUGAGUUUCAAACCAUGCGACUUUAAUGGAAGUACGGAUCCCAUGGUGGCUGAAGAGUGGAUACGUUCAUUAGAGACAAAAUUCGAGUUCAUGCAAUGCAACAACUCGGAUAGGUUAAGGUGUGCCACGUUCAUGUUCAAAGACGAUGCAAGAAUCUGGUGGCAAGGAGCCAAGUCCACCCUCAAUCUCGAUACAGCAACCUGGGAAGAAUUCAAGGCUGUGUUUUAUGUCAAGUACUUCACCUUGAACACUAGAAACAAGUUGGACAGGGAGUUCCUGGAAAUCCGCCAAGGUGAUAUAAGUGUUGCUGAGUACGUGAAGAAGUUUGAGCGGGGUAAAUAUUUUGCACCAAUGAUAACGGGAAGGAAUGACAUCGAGCUGAACCAUUUUCUGGAGGGUCUCAAUGCAACCAUAGGCCGUGAUGUGAGGCUGAGCAAUGCUGCAACAAUGAGGGAAACAAUUGAUAAGGCGCUGAUGGCAGAAAAGUACACCGUCAAGGAACAUCUGGCGCCCUCAACAUCAACAACAGCAGUAACAGCAAAAAGGACACCUUAUUCUAGACCAGCAAACCAGGCCAACUUGCCAACUUUCCCCUGCAAUCUCUGUGGAAUCAUUCAUACAGGGCCGUGUCUGCAAAGUUCCAACGUUUGUUUCCAGUGUAAGAAGGCUGGGCAUUACAAGCGUGACUGCCCACAAUUGAGGAAGGUCAUACCAGGCAGAGUCUACUCCAUGAAUGAAAAAAAAGUGAAUCCAAAUUCCACUAUUAUCACAGGUAACUUUCUAAUUGCUAAUAAGUUAGCCAUUACCUUGAUAGAUACUGGAGGAACAAAUUCUUUUAUUUCUGCAUUCUUUGUACAACAAGCUGGCUUGAAACCAGUGGAGUCCAUGGCUGUUUAUAAAAUAUCUCUACCAGCUGGACCAAGUCUUAAAACUAAUAGGUUUGUUAAAGCUUGUGAAACCCAGCUCCAAAAUCACAAGAUGUUUGUACAUCUUGUGGUGGUGGAGAUGUCGGGGUUUGAUAUUAUUUUAGGAAUGAACUGGCUACUCUGUCAUGAGGCUCAAAUUAAUUGCAAAGAUAAGUCUGUGACACUAGUUGACCAUGAUGGGAAGGCCUUUCUGUUCCAAGCUCAAUAG